AUUUACCAAAGAGACUUUAUGGUUCCGUUGUACCCCUGACUUGUCAAGACUCAAGGUCUUUGUUUCUCUACUCUAGUUUCCUUGUUACGCCUAUUGUCUGUUUUAGCUAUAAGACAAUACAAGUGCAUGCGCGUUUUGUCUAUUGUUUUGAAUACUUCUGGGUACUUUAUUCUUUUAGAUAGCACUCAUUAUUUCGCCUGUACCAAGACUUUAGUUGCUAUUUUUAGAAGUAGAGGAUCGGCAAAAUGAAGGUUCUGGCAAUACUAUGGACGGUAUGUCUGGUGGGACUCUGCCACUGUGGAGGUGAUAAUGGUGGCGCUAAAGGAGGAGUAAAGGGAGGAGAGAAACAGAAUCAACCACAGGAAAAUGCGCAGCCAGCAGGUCGUGUUGAUAUCAUUCUCGAUUUAGCUAAUCCUGAUAAAGACAAAGUGAACAUAGAGACAAAGGAAGUUAGUGGAGUAGAACAUACUACCUAUACGUCAAAGAGUGUCCCUGUAACUUUAGUUGUUGGAGAAGAGACUCGACUUUGGGCUACUCCCGAGGGUGAAAAACUUCUAUUGGCGAGAGUAUCUAAAAAGAAUGAAUCUUCACUACUCUUAAUUUCCGCUAAAACUCAUGGGAGGGUUGGUAAAAAGUAUUUUGAAAAGAAUGGCAAUGGUGAAUGGAAGAAGAUUACUGAGGAAAACUAUGACAAGAAACUAGAGGACCUAAAGAAUGAACCGACUAAGAAGUCUGCCAAAGCGAAUGAUCAGUCUGAAGACUCUCCUAAUAUUCCACCUCAAUCUGAGGCUCCUCCUAGUGAACUACCUGGAGCUAAGAAGAAAAAUUCCAAAAAAUGA
Theileria equi strain WA is the source of this 839-nucleotide messenger RNA. RefSeq names its product signal peptide containing protein. NCBI's taxonomy places the organism in Eukaryota, Apicomplexa, Aconoidasida, Piroplasmida, Theileriidae. Bases 246 to 839 code for a protein of 197 amino acids. The record is from RefSeq and is a predicted model, not a curated record. The transcript has a single exon.